Molecule: messenger RNA, 540 nt
Organism: Nycticebus coucang (slow loris)
Lineage: Eukaryota; Metazoa; Chordata; Mammalia; Primates; Lorisidae
Product: fatty acid-binding protein, heart-like
Exons: 2
Coding region: 1-540 (179 amino acids)
Biological process (GO): fatty acid transport
Cellular component (GO): cytosol; nucleus
Molecular function (GO): fatty acid binding
Source: RefSeq, a predicted model, not a curated record
AUGGAUGACAGCACUGAUGCUACACAUACUGCUCAACUUGCCAUUUUUAUUCGCAGUGCUGAUGAUGAAUACAAUGUCACUGAAGAAAUAGCUUCUUUGGUGCCAUUGAAAGACACAACUAAAUUAAGAGAUUUAUGCAAAGCGCUGCUUUCUCAACCCAGCAUCACCACGGUGGACACCUUCCUGGGUAACUGGAAGCUAGUGGAUAGCAAGAAUUUCGAUGACUACAUGAAGUCAAUUGGGGUGGGUUUUGCUACCAAGCAACUGGCCAACAUGACCAAGCCUACCACAGUCAUCGAAAAGAACGGGGACACUAUCAUCCUAAAGACAGAGAGCACCUUUAAGAAAACAGAGAUCAGCUUUAAGCUUGGGGUGGAGUUCAAUGACACAACAGCAGAUGACAGGAAGGUCAAGUCCACUGUGACACUGGAUGGAGGCAAACUUGUCCACCUGCAGAAGUGGGAUGGGCAACAGAUGACACUUGUGCCGGAGCUAAGUGAUGGAAAACUUAUACUGACGCUCGCCCAUGUUUGCACUUAA